AGGAUUUUCUUAUGAUAAUAACUAUUAUUCUAGGUGUUUUUCCCGAUUUGUUGAAACCUUGUAGUUUAUCAAGAAGGUCAUGUUUGUUCAAACUUUCCUAAAUAGAAACCUAACCUCAUCCUCAAACAAGCUCAAACAGAAAAAAGGUGCAAGAGGAUGACAAUAAUUGACAAUGACAAUGCUCUAAACAAUGAUGUUUUGUGAUUAAUAAUUAGUCAUUAUUGCAUGUUUUUACGUAUAAACUCAACUAAAGUGAUUAAUUUAAAAAAAAACUGGAUUUGAUUCUCAGCACAUCAGCAGCCCCCGCUGAAUGACCCCACAGAAGCAAGCCAUAUGUAAUGUGGCAAUGGAAGAGCGCCAAUACAAAUCAGCCAAAAUGUAAUAGGCUACUUUUUAAACUAAUGGAUCUACCUACAAAAUGAAAAUAGUAUCAGAAUUCACUCGUGCAGGUCCUGCGGAGAUUCUGCGAGCUUCGCAGAAGGACGAUGUCUUGAGAGAAAAAAUUGAAAGUAGUCUAUAUGAUAUUCUACUUCAAGUCGGAGGUAAUAAAGCAUUGAUCAAGUACAGAAAUUCGUUGAGUGCUUUAAGUAAUCUAAUAUAUUUCGGUUCAACAACUCUGAGUGGUCUACAAACUCUGGGCGAGGAAUACACAGGAAUCCUUCAGUUCGAUUCCGAUAAUUCAAACAUACCGGCAUUGAAGAUGAGAAUUCUAAUGGUUCUCCUAAGCAGCUUUGGACAGAAGCUAGUCUUAACAGCUCUACAAAAAGUUGAAAACAGCGAUUGUUUGAAAAACGAUGGCGAACUCAGACCGGAAGCUCAGCUGCAAAUUUUAAGAGUCAUAACCUGGCUGAAACUAUUCAUUCCAAUUUUGGAGAGACUGCAUAAAGCUGUAUUCUACUGGUCUGGCUUCUAUGGCCAGUUUUCAAAACGGCUUACUGGAAUACAAUAUGUUCUUGUUCGACAAUGGCUGAAGGAUCGGAAAUCGUUGUACGGCUUCAAGAUUCUGAGCGUUGUUACGCUGGUGUACGCGGCGCUGUCGGGCGCCACCGAGUCGAUCAACUUUGCACAACUGUCGGCGGACGAGUUGCGCGCGCGCACUCAGCCGACGCAUUCGAAAGUGGUUCGGCCGCUGCGAGACUCAUGUCCGCUGUGCUUGGAGGAGCGGCACAGCUCCAGUGUGACGCCGUGCGGCCACCUGUUCUGCUGGCACUGCCUCAUCGAGUGGCUACACACUGAACAGCGGUGCCCCGUGUGUCGGGAGCCUGUGCAGCCAUGUCGCGUUGUGCCCCUACACAAUUAUCUGUGAUCAGUAAGAACUUAUUAUUUACUCUUAAAACCACGAUUGUAUCGUCGUGUAUUUGCCUGAUAAAGCGUAUUUGCCUGAAGUGAGGUCCACGUUAUAAUGCAGUAUUUGAUGAGCAUUGGUGUUGCUAUCCUUGUCUAUUAAGUAAUCAAUGUAACAUUCAACUCAAUCAUAACAAUAAAAUGAAUUUAUUAUAUUAAUUCAAAUUCUUUAUUCUGCCUGACAUUUUUUCAAUGUAUAAGCUCGUCAGAAGAAAAAAAAUACAGUGCACAUAAUAAGAUAAAUAACACAAUAUGAUGAAGAAUAACAAUAGCCCAGAGUUAUUGAUAGAUUAUAUCAUUAUAUUGAAAAAUCAUAUCAAUAUAAUAAUAUUUAAUAUUCAAUCAUUGUAAAAUAAUCAUUUGUAAAUAUUUGACAAAGCAUCCUUGCGCUAUCUUUUUCUAUUUCCGCAAUGUUGCCGGAUCUUUCUUCAACAAUUAAGAAAUAUAAUUAACAAGACAGAGAAUCGGCAACGCAUAAUUGAUUAUUUAAAACAAUAAUGAACAGUUGAUAUUACAUCAGAUAUACCAUUAUCAGCUAUCCUCUAUAGAAGGUUUUCACAAGACAGAAAAUUAGCAACGCAUAAUUGAUUAUUUUAAACAAGAAUGAACAGUAGUUGUUAUUGCAUCAGAUAUACCAUUAUCAGCUAUCCUCUAUAGAAGGCAGUGACAAAGCAGUGAAUCGGCAACGCUGUUCUCCUAUCUUUCUCCACUGCUAUUAUAACGUGGACCUCACUAUAGGUCUCAACUCAGUGAUUCGUUGUUAUGUAUAGCAUUGUUAGUAAAUACUGCUGGAAUAUUAUCCAUUAUUAAGUUAAUAAUUGAAGUAUAUUUGACUGGGGUUUUACGUAAUAGUUCGUUUUUAAGUAUAGCAUUGCUCACUAGUAAGUACUACUAGAAUAUUUUCAAGUUCAUAAUAAUUGAAGUGUAUUUGAUUGGGUUUUCAAGUGAUAAUUUGUUAUGUAUUGCUUUGUGAGCCUGUAAGUACGGUACUGCUUGAGUCGGGAAAUUUGUCCCUUCCUGGCUGAAGUGGUAGAGCAAAGUUUUUAUUUAGGCGAUAUAUCGUGUAAAAUGUAUCCCUAGUAGGUCUAUUAAGGCCUAGGUUAUAGUAGUUUCAUUUUUCAUACAGUAAAAGAAAAUAUUUUGUAUAUGAUAGUGAGAAUGGGAGUGCUUCGCUUAUCUAUUCAUUUAUUUACAUGAAACCAGUUUGGAAACAACAAGAAUAUUAUACGCCUGAAACUGAUUCCUUUACAAAUCGAUAUAGGCCCAUCUAGAGAAAAAAUCUUGAACAAUUUUAAAAUAUUCAAAUUGAAAAUUCAAUUUAAUAAUUUUAAUCGACCCAUUGACAUAUUGAAUUUCUUCCAGGAUGAAUUCAAAUAAAUUUAAUUGUUGCAACAUUACAGAUAAUGCAUAAAAAAGUCAAUUACAAACAAGUAAAGUGAAUAACAGCAUUGGCUGAAUAAAUAAUACCAAACAUGCAUUAACAAUUCAUUCUUAUUUUAUGGAGAUAUAUCAAACAAGUAAAGUAAUGCUCAUUCCUCUCUCAAGAACCAGUUUGUUCACUGAUGAAAAAUGUUUUAAUUUUAUCAAUCAUUUCUUACAUCACAGAUUGGUUUGGGUGUUCGAACAUAUUUAUAUUUAUCUAAUUUAUAAUAAACUAAUCUGAUCAAUCAAUCAUUCAUCAAUAAUUCAAUACAAUGAUCUACAAUAAUAUUACAAUCUGAAAAAUGAAAACUAAGCUAAGCUUGUACUAAUUUUCCUCUUGGAACGCAGUGGUGUGCACAAGCCAUUAUACUGAACCUAAAGUCUGUUUAUGAAUCUUCAUUACUUGAAGCCAACCAAAACGAAACACUCAGCUCUAGAUUUCCGCUUAACCAGCAAAAUCCACCACUGGGCAUUCCCGUUCCAGUACCGAAUGAUCGGGUUCCUGCCCGUAUCUCUUACAGGCCCCACAGACAGCGUCCUUAGUUUUAUGCUGGCAGUCCUUGAAAUUGUGUUCUCCCGCACAAUGGCUACAAACAAGCUUCUCUCUACAAUAUUUGGCCACAUGUCCAUAGGCCUGACACUUAUAGCAUCUGGCCACAUCUGCGUAAUCCUCCACCCUACAAGAAUUCCAAUCGAUACAAACCACUGGUUCUCAACCCUUUUUUUGGUUAUCGCUCCCUUCAAGUAUGAUACAUUUGCCAACGCCCCCUUCACCUAUUUUACAAUAGGGGCAUAUCAUUGCAACUUUCUGGUGGUUUUUUUAUAACAGGAAUCAAAAUUAAAUAUUAUGUGUAGUAAAGGUGAUAUUGUGAUAGGUAUCCACAUUGAAUAAAAAGACUAGAAAAGCCUCAACCACAUAUUUAUUAAAUAAAUAAUAUGAGAUGAUCUCUUAAUUAUACUGUGUUAUCGAAUGAUCAUUAUUAUUUUAUUAGAUUUGUCGUCAUUUAAUAAUCUUGUUGUUCUGAGAAUUCCUAGUCUAUUAAUUCAAUAAAAGUUGAAAAAAACUGUAAAAUCAGAAUUUUCACAAAAAUCGUUUCAAUUUGUGAAAAACAACAAAGUCAUUAUAUAUUUUAAUAAAUUAUGUAUAUAAAUACAAUUACAUACCAUGAUUGAAAAAUGUGAUAAUUCCAAUGAGAUGGUUGGGCUUGGUGGGUUUGAGCUAAUUUCUUCACAUUUGGCUCAAUCCUUGUCAGAUUUAGGCGCAAGUCUCCCCUAUCUGUGAUUUGUAGCCGGUUCCUUUUCUUUGUUAUCAAGUUAGCAACGGCACUGAAACCUCUUUCAACGAGGUAUGAUGAGGGAAACCCAAUGAAAAAGUUUCUAGUGGUAGCCCAAACUCUAGGGUAGAGACGGGGAAUGCUAGGCUGGAUCCAGAAUUGUGUCAGCUGCUGUCCUCCAUCAAAUGUCGCUUUUAGUUGCUAAUUUGAAGAUAAUUCAACAAGUUCCUCUUGAAUUUCAAUGUCAUCAUUACCAUCAGAGCUUUGAAAAGGAUUCACAACCCAUCUCGGGAUUUCCAUCAAUAAAAUAUCUUCAAAACGCUUAGAAAAUUUUUUUCCAAUGACUCAAGGUGUUGACAAUAUAGCUGUGUGUCUUCAAAAGAAAUUUCUAUCUCUUGGUUUACAGCUGCUAGAAUAGGGAACUGGCUAAAACACGGCGUAUAAAGUUUUGUUUCCACAGAGUAAGCUUUUUCAAAAAAGCAGAUAUCACUGAUUUUGUAGCUAUCAUGUUCAGAUCAUCACCUUGCAGUUGCAAAUUGAUUUGAUUGAAUUUAGGAAAUAAAUCAGUUAUGUAGGCAACAUCAGUUUUGAAUUGCUUGAGAUUGUUUUUCGAAAGCAAGUCUCGCUCUUCAAGGAAUUGAAUUACAGAAUCAAAGAGAUCCCAGAAUUUAUUCAGACAGGCACCCUUUGAUAGCCACCUCACUUCUGUGUGAAGAAUUAAGUGGUUGAAUUCUUCAUCAUUUUCACUGCACAUCUGCCGGAACAGUCGAUCAUUGAGAGCGCUGCUACGAAUUCUAUUGACUGCUGAAAUGACAUACAACAGUGACUGGUGCAAACGUGCAUUGAGGUUCAUGGCAACUAAAUGUUGCCGGUGAAUAACGCAGUGAACAGCAAUAAUACCAGGUACCUCUUUUUCCAAAAAAGCAAUGAACCCACGGUGAUGACCAACCAUUUUGACGACCCCAUCAGUUGCAACAGAUAGAAUGUUUUUAAGAGUUUUUUUUCUUCAAAAUAUGAUUUUGUUACUUUAAAAAUGGAUUCACCUGUAGUGUCUGUUGUCAAUUUUUUUUGCAAAUAGCAUCUCUUGUUGGACAUUCCUAUCAUUUGCAAAACGAACAUAUAUGCUAAUAGUAAAGCUUCAUUUCCGGGUAAGGUACUUUCAUCAAUUUGUAAAGAGAAUUCAGUCACUCGUAAAAUUUCACAUAAAGUUGUUUCAACAUCAUUAGACAGACAUUUCAUCAAUUCGUCGACGUACUGAAUCAUUACUCAAUGGAACUUUUUAAUAACAGUUGCAGCAGAAGAAGCUGAAUGGUGUAAAACCGUCUCUAAAAUAACUUUCACAGAUGGCAAGAUCAAUUCCUCUCCAAUUGUAUGGCUUUUUCCAGCUUUUGCAAUAAUUUUUGCAAGAUUAUAAGAUGCAAUUAAGCCAUCAUUGCAUUUUGUUGUUGUCAUAGCAAAAGUAGAAACUGAUGGUGAUUUCUGCAACUUCUCCCUCAGAUUAGAAAAAAAUGACAAAUCCUUAUUUUGUUUGUCAGGAUGCAUUCUUUGCAAGUGGUCUUGCAAACAAGAAGGUUUCAUAGCUUCAUUACAUAGCACUUUGUUACAAACCAAACACAUGGGAAGUUGAAGGUGAUACGACGAAACCAUAUUUCAAAUACGAGGUAUUAUACUGGCGGCACUUCUUUUUAUUAUCCGAAAUUUUCACGAUUUUAUCAGAGACAAUCAUAUAAACAUAACUUACGCUUAUCCUUUCUCUAUGAUUUAGAUUUUAUACUAACAAUGCCACUUUCUGGUUAGUUUGUGGAACAUAAAAAUAACUAUUAAUUACAGCAAAACGACACUUACUGCGCAUGCUCGGUGGUUUUGCAUUCCUAUGUACAGACGAUCUUGGAGAGCUACGCGUGUCUCGCUGUAGGAUUGUUCCUCUAGUAUACAGGAGUAUGCGCAUGCGCCGGUAACGUAUUUGUUAGAGCAGUUCCGUUCACUUUGAUAACUGUUACUGAGCUGUGACUGGCAUUAAAGUUAUAUCGCCCCCGUUAAGAACCACUGGUCUAUAUAAUACACUCAUAUUUACAUUUCACGAAACGUUUGCACGCACUGUGCAUAUCACGGAACGUAAUGCACGGUCUGACUUUGACCACAGUAGCGGCAGCAGCAGCAGUGAGCCCGGCUGCAGCUCAGCAGCUCCGCCCGGGCGGCCCGGGGAGGGGGAGGAAUAGAGCUCACCCAGCCAACUUCACUGGAAGGAGCGGGGAGAAGAGGUGGAAGCACAAUAACCAAAAUGAAACACUCAGCUCUAGAUUUCCGCUUAACCAGCAAAAUCCACCACUGGGCAUUCCUGAUCCAGUACCGAAUGAUCGUGUUUCUGCCCGUAUCUCUCACAGGCCCCACAGACAGCGUCCAGUUUUUUGUUGGCAGUCCUUGAAAUUGUUUUCUCCCGCACAAUGGCUACAUACAAGCUUCUCUCUUCAAUAUUUGGCCCCAUGCCCAUAAGCCUGACACUUAUAGCAUCUGGCCACAUCUGCGUAAUCCUUCUAAAUAAAUUGGGCUAUAUAAAAUUAGCAGAAUAAAUCAUCUGUUUCACUCACUAUUUAUGUACUCCCAUAAAAUGUAUUGAAGCAAGCAAGCAACCACUUUUGCGUAUAAUAAUUUCUGCAACCACUUUUUGAAAAAUUUUAUUUCCGAAUUCACUAAUUUUUAUUUUUACCACUUUGACUUUUUUACUAUUAUUACUACAUUUAGCUGCAAAAUAAAUUGAAUGUUCCAAUAUUUACACAUUAUUAUUUACAGUUCAAAAUUAUAACUUCAAUACUUCUUCUUUGUGUGAAAGUCCUCAAAGCAUGGAACCACACACAAUCCAACAUCACAAGGAGUGCAUUGGUAUCUGGACUCUCUUCGUUUUCCUUUUGAGGCACAAACUGUACAUCUCCUUGAAGCAUUAGCUUUUUUCUCUGUAGCUGUGACAAUUUUUGGGAAAUGCCUCUCUCGCAGUCGAAGGGGAUCCUCUUCUGCAGAUGGUCUGCCUUUCUUUGGCUUUUCUAAAAAAUGUUUCUCAACAAUACUCUCGAACAGACUCUCUCUGAACUGAAGAGGACUGAAAGUGCCUCCACAUUUUUCAUGAAUAACAUGUGCAUUGUGAAUGCACAUGUUGAGUAAAUGUCUGAAUUGCUUCUUGUACCAAAUCUUCUGUCUCUUUCUCUCCAUGGGGUAAGCACUCAACAUUUGGUCAACUCGAUCAACACCACCCAUAAAAAUGUUAUAGUCAUGAAUAACAUUUGGAACUUGGACUUCCUUUCCUCUUCUAACAACAUCCACAAAGCCCAACUGGUGAUGUGUAGACAAGCACAAGACAUCACGCUUAUCCUGCCAUUUCAAAAGGAGCAUGGUGCCUUCUUCCUCACACAAUGCAGCCGUUUCACCCCUAGCCAACUUCUUCUUUACAAAUUCUUUUGGAACUCCUUUCCUAUUUUUUCUAACAGUGCCCACUAAGUCAGUGUCCAUUCUCUUCAGUGCAAUAGCUAGUUCAGGGCUGUAAUAGAAAUUAUCAGUGUACACACAGUAGCCCAUGUUUAGAAGGUGGUUCAUGAGGGUCAAAACCACAUUGCUUGCAUGUCCAAAUCUCGGAUCAUUGGUAAUUUCUGUUUCUCCUCCAGUGUAGACUAUUAUUUUGUGUAUGUAGUCAGUUUUUGAUUCAGAGAGGAUGUAUGAUUUGAUUCCGAAACGUGAACGCUUUAUCCUGAUGAACUGCAUGAAACUCAAUCGUCCCUUCCACAACAAUAGACUCUCGUCGAUAGCAUCCUCUCGUUCUGGGGUAUACACUGCAGUGAAUCUAUUUACAAAGUAGUCCAAAAUUGGCUUUAUCUUAUACAGUUUCUUGUGUUGCCUUGGUUGUUGCUCAUUGUCAGCAAAGUGAAGAAAACGGGAAAGCAGCUUUAGUCUUUUGUUGGAAAGGAUAGCAGAAAACCCAGGUGUGGAAAAGAGUGGUUUUGUAGUGUAGUAAUUGUCUAGCUGUGGCUUCCAAAUUAUCCCACUCAUCAGAUAAAUAGCAAAAAGAAGAAAUAUUUCACUCCUAUUAGUUGGUUUCCACUGGUGAAAUCUAGAAAACUGUUCAAUACUCUGAACUCCAGGAAAUAGUUUGCAUAUUUAUUUGUUUGUUCCACUAUCUGAUCUAUAAGUUCAUCAGUAACAAAAAGUUGGAAAAUUUCAAGAGCAUCCAUGGGAUUAUUUACCGGUACUUUCAAUCCUGGAUUACCUGUGAACUGACUAGGUUGACAAUAAUUAGUUGCUUCAUCAUAUUGUUUCCAAUUUACAUUCACAGCUUGCACUUGUCUAACUUGUCUUCCUUGUCUUGCGACUUGAACUGGUGGUGCAGGAACAUUUUUAAUCUCAACUUCAUCUUCAUCAUCACUAUAACCUAAAAAGUCACUAUCACUAUCCGAUUCACUGUCCAAAUCACUUAGUAGCUGAGCGAUAUCAUCAUCUUCAAUAUUAUACUCCUGAUUCCCAUGAGAAGUACUUGCCAUUUUAUUUACAAUUAUGUACAGUUUUAUAAAACUAAUAACAUUAUACAAGAUAACUUUAUCUGAAUUCAAUGCUACGCAAACAACUGACAAAACUGACCAUAACAAACAUCAAACAACAAGUCUAUGAAACUACAGAUGACAGAUCUGUUCACCUUCCAACUCCAACAAUAUACACAAGUUGCACUACGAUGGUAAAACACAUAGAGAGGCACUAUAAUCAGCUGGAUAACACUUUCAUUGCUUGAAACGGUGAAGAAAUGAACUAAAGAUUGUAGAGGCAUCAGUUUUAGACGGAUAAAUCCGACACUGAACGUUUAAAAGAAGGACAAAGUCGGCGACGGAUAUAUACGUCAGGGGAAAUUUUUCAGCCACCUACUGCUGACUGAUAUAUACGUCAAAGACACACAAGGGCUUAACCUUCUUGAAUCCUCUAGAGAAAUCAUCGUUCGAGAUUCGUCCAUCGUGAUUCUACUUCAAGAGGCUCUCUAUGACUUCUUCAUCAGUCUUAUCACCAGGAACGUCAUAUAUCAUUACUUUUGGGAGCGCUUUCUUCUCUGGCCCUGA
Nilaparvata lugens (brown planthopper) is the source of this 9127-nucleotide messenger RNA. RefSeq names its product peroxisome biogenesis factor 10-like. NCBI's taxonomy places the organism in Eukaryota, Metazoa, Arthropoda, Insecta, Hemiptera, Delphacidae. Gene Ontology annotation, biological process: protein import into peroxisome matrix. The transcript has 6 exons. The record is from RefSeq and is a predicted model, not a curated record. Gene Ontology annotation, molecular function: zinc ion binding. Bases 419 to 1306 code for a protein of 295 amino acids. Gene Ontology annotation, cellular component: peroxisomal membrane.